GGACAACAUGUCUUCUUUUCACUCCCUCCUGCCUCCCAUCCACACACCUCCUCUGGUUCUUCUCCUGCUUCUCACUUCCCUCCUCCCACACACUGCUCUUUCGCAGAACCCCGGCGGGGUCGGCGCGUCGCCACCAGCAGGGCCCACGAUGGCCGAUUGUGGGACACGCCUGCUGCCGUUGGUCCCGUGUGCGCCGUUUGUCCAAGGCACCGCCCCCUCUCCGGCCCGGCCUUGCUGCGAUGGGCUGAAACAACUGAACACCCAGCAGCCCGCUUGCCUUUGCCUCUUGCUAAAUAACACUGAUGCCUUGAGCUCUUUCCCUAUUAACUCCACGCUUGCUCUCGAGCUCCCACUUCUUUGUAGCCUCCAAUUUGACACUUCUUCAUGUUCAGGGGUUAAGGCACCUUCUAGUUCACCUGUUUCUCAAGUUUCCCCAGGUGUACUCCCCAAUGGUUCCAUAGCUGCAGCUGACACUCCAGGGGUCACAGUGGCCCCCAAAACCAGCAUUAUGGGGAUUGGAUUUGGCCGGAGUGGCAGCACAAAGUUGAACAUGAAAGGUUACGCGGUGGUGCUGGUGGCUGCUAUGGCAUUCAUGUCACUGGAUGUACAACUAAGCCCUCCAUAGGCUCCCUAUAUUUACAGUCUGCAUAUUCUCAUUGCAUAGAGCUUAGUUUGUCAAGCGAAAUGAAUUUAGUAUGAAAAAUGGAGUUACGAGUUGGUAAUGUAACAAUAUUUAAAUACUUUGAUCUACUAGAUGUUGUUUCCUUU
Rhododendron vialii is the source of this 768-nucleotide messenger RNA. Its product is annotated as non-specific lipid transfer protein GPI-anchored 10. The coding region runs from base 8 to 625 and encodes 205 amino acids. Gene Ontology annotation, molecular function: lipid binding. The transcript has 3 exons. The record is from RefSeq and is a predicted model, not a curated record. Lineage: Eukaryota; Viridiplantae; Streptophyta; Magnoliopsida; Ericales; Ericaceae. Gene Ontology annotation, biological process: lipid transport.